Messenger RNA from Plasmodium gonderi, 936 nucleotides. RefSeq names its product plastid 50S ribosomal protein L21. Gene Ontology annotation, molecular function: structural constituent of ribosome; RNA binding. Bases 1 to 936 code for a protein of 311 amino acids. The record is from RefSeq and is a predicted model, not a curated record. The transcript has a single exon. Lineage: Eukaryota; Apicomplexa; Aconoidasida; Haemosporida; Plasmodiidae. Gene Ontology annotation, cellular component: ribosome; mitochondrial large ribosomal subunit. Gene Ontology annotation, biological process: translation.
AUGCUUUUUUUGGGCAUAUAUGUCAUUUUUUUCGUUUUUUCUCCACCAUUUUUAUAUGGUACUAAAGUAAAUCUAGUAUCAUCCCCUACCCGUUGUAUAAGAAACCAUAAUAUAAAUUUUGUUAGUAAUUUGAAAAAGUGUAAACACAAAUGGACUAGACGAAAUAAAUUACACGUUUUAAUAAAUUCUCCUGCACAAGUAAAACUUUCAGAAAUAGAAGAUGACAGAGAUAGGAGUGGGAAAUUCUGUGUGAUUGAAAUAUGUGGUAAGAUCAGAUGGGUUGAGGAGGGAAGAUAUUAUGACGUAUUUAGAAUUAAACAAGAAGAAAACAAAAAUAUAUAUUUAAAUAGAGUUUUUUUUUAUAGUACUAUGAACGGGAAACUAUUAUUUGGUACUCCUUUUUUAGAUAAUGUAAGAAUAAAAGCAACAGUUAUGAAUCAUUUUAGAGGAAAUAAAAUAUAUCGUUUAAAAUUUAAGCCCAAGAAAAAUUAUAAAAGAUUUUAUGGACACAGACAAGAAAUGAGUAGAAUAUUCAUAAAUAAAAUCGAAAUAAAUAAUGAAUUAAUUGAUCAAGAAAAAAGAAAAUAUAAUUUUUUUAAAGAUGAUUCCAUUUAUUACGUACUCAAUCGGAUUCACAAUAUUGUGAGGCCAAGUUUGGAAUUAAAAUAUUUAAAAAGAAAUUUCAUGGACUACCUCAAUAAAUUCUGCAGCCUUAAAUUUGAGACGUUUUAUAAACAUAGAGGAAAUUAUAAAAAAGAGCAAAUGCUUAGAAACAUUUUGAAAACCAAAAAAUUAAGUAAAAGACCUGAGGUUCAGGAAGAGGUUCGGAAAAUAGAACAGGAAAAGGAAAAUAAGCGAAAGAAUAAGUAUGACCCUCUUGCUGAUUUUGACCCCGUGGCUAAUGAGUGUUUAAUAAGGGAACAUUUCUACACUUGA